ACAAACUCUAGAAGCACACAUCAGCCCUCCACCUCGCUCGUGCUCCACACCAGCUAGGUAGCAGCCAUGGAGGCGAGCACGACGAAGCUCCGGUCACUCCUGCUGACCUUCCUCCUCCUCAUCACCACCGCCAUCGCGUCGCCCACCCUCGCCUGCGACGAGUGCCGCAAGCCCCCCAAGGCCCCCAAGCCUUCCCACCCGCCCAAGGCCAAGGCCCCCGCCCACCCGCCGAAGAGCCGCGUACCUUGCCCGCCGGUCUACGGCCCGCCCCAUGGCCACGUACCUCGCCCGCCGGUCGUCGGCCCGCCCAAGGGCCACCUCCCUCGCACGCCGGUCGUCAGCCCNNNNGUCGUCGUCGGGCCGCCGGUCACCUUCCCGCCCAUCACCAACCCUCCCGUCGUCAGCCCGCCGGUCACGUACCCCGCGCCACCGGUGAUCGCCCCUCCAGUCACCACUCCCCCGUCGCCGCCGGUGACCACUCCCACUCCCCCGUCUCCGCCGGUCACCACUCCCCCGUCGACGCCGGGGACAACUCCGCCGUCGACGCCGGGGAACACUCCCCCGUCGUCGCCGGGGUGCGGCUGCGGUUCGCAGCCGCCAGCGCCAGCGCCGCCGGCGACGCAGACGUGCCCGGUGGACACGCUGAAGCUCGGGGCGUGCGUGGACCUGCUGGGCGGGCUGGUGCAUAUCGGCCUGGGCGACCCGGUGGUGAACCAGUGCUGCCCGCUGCUGGAAGGGCUGGUGGAGCUGGAGGCGGCGGUGUGCCUCUGCACCACCAUCCGGCUGAAGCUCCUCAACAUCAACCUCGCCCUGCCCCUCGCCCUCCAGCUCCUCCUCACCUGCGGCAAGACCCCGCCACCCGGCUUCACCUGCUCCAUCUAGUCGACCUAACCUCGGCGAGUCAGUGUGCCACAGUGCCAGUGCACGUGGAGAUGGAUGCAUGGAUGGAUCGACAUGAGAGGAUGUCGAUGGUCGUCGUCUAGCUAGUAGCAAGAAGAGAUCGAUCGAUCAGCUAAGAAUGCAUCGAUGAGUACUGUUUGUUUUUCUUGUGAUUUUUAUUUUGUGUUUGGCUAGGCCUGUGUGUUGUGGUUUGAUGCCAGAGGUGAUAAUCGAUGUGUGCUGAUCAAUUAAUUGGUCACAACUGAUGACCAACUGAUUAAGCUAGCAAAUAAGAAGAAGGAAACAAGUAAACAGUAGUAGUAAGAUUCCAUGUCAUGAAUAAUUCACAGAGCUGUUCCAGAGUGACCAGUCGGGAUUGGAUUGGA
This is a messenger RNA of Triticum aestivum (bread wheat), 1265 nucleotides long. Its product is annotated as 36.4 kDa proline-rich protein. The transcript is spliced from 2 exons. Lineage: Eukaryota; Viridiplantae; Streptophyta; Magnoliopsida; Poales; Poaceae. Bases 67 to 882 code for a protein of 271 amino acids. The record is from RefSeq and is a predicted model, not a curated record.